AUGGCUUCAUUCUUCAGAUCAGCACCCAGAGCUCUGUCUCGCGCAUCAGCAUGUCAGCCCCUGGCCGCUCGUGCCAGAGCUGCACCUUUCAUGUACCGUGGUCUUGCCACAAGUCAGGAACAGCCUCGCAUUCGUCUUGGUUCUGUCGCCCCUGACUUCAGCGCAAAGACGACUGAUGUAAGCUCAUCUUGUAAUUACGUGUGGUCCAGGAAGAUACUGACAGCCUCANNGGGUGACAUCAAAUCUUUCCACGAGUGGAUUGGCGACAGCUGGGCUAUCCUGUUCAGCCACCCGGCCGACUACACGCCCGUAUGCACCACUGAGCUCGGUGCCUUUGCCAAGUUGAAGAGUGAGUUCGAUGCUCGCGGUGUCAAGAUGAUUGGCUUGAGCGCCAACGACCUCGGAUCGCACGAGGGUUGGAUUAAGGACAUUAACGAGAUCGCAAACACCAGCCUGCAAUUCCCCAUCAUCGCCGACCACGACCGCAAGGUAGCCUUCCUGUACGACAUGAUCAACGAGGAGGAUCUCCACAAAGCAGCCAUUGCCUUCACGAUCCGCUCGGUCUUUGUCAUUGACCCUUCAAAGAAGGUCCGUCUGACCAUGAUGUACCCUGCCAGCACCGGCAGAAACAGCGCCGAGGUUCUCAGAGUCAUCGACUCGCUCCAGACGGCCGACAAGAAGGGCAUCGCUACACCCAUCAACUGGCAGGUUGGUGAGGAUGUCAUUGUNCCCCCUUCGGUGUCGACCGAGGACGCAAAGAAGAAGUUCAAUAAUGUGCGCGAGCUCAAGCCUUAUCUUCGCUACGCCGAGAUCAAGUAG
Molecule: messenger RNA, 819 nt
Organism: Aureobasidium vineae
Lineage: Eukaryota; Fungi; Ascomycota; Dothideomycetes; Dothideales; Saccotheciaceae
Source: the annotation of a GenBank genome assembly